Messenger RNA from Caretta caretta (loggerhead turtle), 5753 nucleotides. Its product is annotated as protocadherin gamma-C5. Gene Ontology annotation, biological process: homophilic cell-cell adhesion. The record is from RefSeq and is a predicted model, not a curated record. Lineage: Eukaryota; Metazoa; Chordata; Testudines; Cheloniidae. Gene Ontology annotation, molecular function: calcium ion binding. Gene Ontology annotation, cellular component: plasma membrane.
CUCCAUCACACAACGCAGAUCGCAGAGGAAACUGCAGGGAGACAGUCACUGUCUCUCUAUGAAAAGGAAUCUCCUCGGAGCACAAUGUACCCUUAAGCAGACAAUCGGAGCUAUAUUUACUCUUCCUUACCGCGGAUUACUUCAACCUGACGGGAUUUCGAAACAACUAAAGUAAUCAAAAUAAAGCAAGAGAGGAGAGAGUAAAGUUGACAGAGACGGGAUGGAAAUCAGAGAGCCGAAUCGGGCAGUCACACGGCAGGUACUGCUGUUUCUCUUCCUAUUCGCUUUGUUCUGGGGCGCGGUCUCGGAGCAGAUCCGUUAUUCAAUUCCCGAGGAAAUGGCGAAAGGUUCCCUUGUGGGGAAUCUCGCCAAGGAUUUGGGGCUGAGUGUGAGAGAACUGCCCAGCCGGAAGCUCCGUGUUCUCUCUGCAGUUAAAAAGCAAUACUUCCGCGUGAAUGGAGAAAGUGGCAACGUCUAUGUGAAUGACAGGAUAGACCGGGAAGAGAUUUGCGGGACAUCUCAACUCUGCCUCAUAAAUUUCGAGACUGUGCUGGAAAAUCCCUUGAAUGUUUUCCACAUAAAUGUCGCGAUCCAGGACAUUAACGAUAAUGCCCCGCGUUUCUUAAAAGAUAAUAUCAAACUAGAGAUGAGUGAAUCUACUUUACCAGGUGCUCGCUUUCUCCUGGGAAAUGCUGAAGACCCUGACGUUGGGGUGAAUUCUCUGCAGAGUUACCAGCUGAGCCCCAAUCAGGAUUUCAUCCUGGAAGUCAAAGAGAGCCGGGAUGGCAAUAAAUAUGCAGAUUUAGUGCUGCAGAAACCCCUGGACCGGGAAAGCCAGCGCAGCCUUCACUUGAUCCUCACGGCUGUGGAUGGGGGUGAGACGCAGAGAACUGGGACCGCCCAGAUAUGGAUUAAUGUCACCGACGCCAAUGACAACCCCCCCAUCUUCACUCAGGAGCUGUACAAAGUCAGCCUAAGGGAAAAUGCACCGACGGGCUCCUUAGUGCUUCAGGUUAAAGCCACCGACAACGAUGAAGGUUCCUAUGCUCAGAUCAGUUACGUCUUCAGCAACAUUCCAGAAAAAGCCCGUCAGAAAUUCAGGCUGGAUCCAGAAACCGGGGAAAUCACCCUAAAGGAGCCCUUGGACUUUGAGGAGACACGUGACUACACCCUGGUGGUAGAAGCAAAGGAUGGAGGCGGACUAGUGACACACUGCGAAGUGAAGUUCGAGGUUCUUGAUGAGAACGACAAUGCCCCCGAGGUGACACUCGCAUCCCUGGCCAGCACCAUCCUCGAAGACUCAGUGCCUGGGACAGUGAUAGCUCUGAUCAAUGUAAUCGAUCAAGAUUCUGGAGAUAACGGGAUCGUGUUUUGUCAUUUCCAAGAUGAGCUGCCGUUUAAAAUAAUAUCGUCCUCUCAUAACUACUACAAGCUCCUCACAGACAGCACCCUGGACAGGGAAAGGACCCCGGAGUACAAUAUCACAAUCACCGCCACAGACAAAGGCUCUCCCCCACUCUCCACCCAGAAAACCAUCCUGUUGCAGAUCUCGGAUAUCAAUGACAACGCGCCUGUCUUUGAGAAACCUUCCUACACCGCCUAUGUGCCAGAGAACAAUCCCUCGGGAGCAUCUAUUUUCAGUGUAAAAGCCUCAGACCGGGAUCUGGACCGGAACGCCCGAGUCACUUACUCCUUCCUGAGCAGCAACCUCGAAGAGGUGCCUCUCUCCUCCUAUAUCUCCAUUAACUCCCAGACCGGAGUGAUCUAUGCGCAGCGCUCCUUCGACUACGAGCAAUUCCGGGAGUUUGAGAUGCAAGUAAAGGCCCAAGACGGCGGGUCCUCGCCUCUCAGCAGCAAUGUCACCGUCAGGGUGUUUAUUGUGGAUCAGAAUGAUAACGCCCCUCGCAUCCUGUACCCUUCCUUUGGAGCCGAUGGCUCCGCCUUGUUCGAGAUGGUGCCUCGCUCGUCCGAGGCAGGUUAUCUGGUGACUAAGGUGGUGGCGGUGGAUGCUGACUCGGGACACAAUGCCUGGCUCUCCUACCACGUGCUCCAGGCCACGGACCCGUCGCUCUUCAGCAUGGGGCUGCAGAGCGGGGAGAUCCGGACAGCCCGCGCCUUUGCGGACAGAGAUGCUGUGAAGCACAGGCUGGUCACCCUGGUGAAGGACAACGGGCAGCCGCCUCUGUCCGCCACAGUGACUCUCAACCUGGUGUUUGCCGAGAACUUCCAAGAGGCUCUUCCGGAAAUGAGCGACCAAUCGGGUGACUCGGCCUCUCAGUCUGGCUUUACUGUUAUUUUGGUGGUAGCUCUAGCUUUGAUUUCGUUUUUAUUCCUUUUUACAGCGAUAUCGGUUUUAAUUUUUAAACGUCGGAGACCUAGAAUUCCCCCAGUUUUUGGAUCUUACAAUCCGGAUCUUUAUUCUAGUCUCGACCCCAAAUUCUCCUGCAACUACAGCAAUGGGACUUUGCAGUUACCCUAUUCUUACGAGAUGUGCUUAGCUGCCGAUUCGGGGCAGAAGGAGUUCACCUUUCUCAAACCGGGCCAAAAGGCUUUGACCGACAUUCUCCUUUCUGCUGAGGAUUCUGGCAUGGGGAAUGACUCUGGCAGGGGAAACCUCAGCUCUGACAGCCAGGCACAGACCCAGGGCAGCAGAAGUGGACAUUGCCCCUCCCCCCCAUGCUGUAUCCAUCAAUGUGCUCCAGCUGCGAACUGGAGGAGCACAUCUGGGGAUGAAAGGCAAGCUCAGCCUAACCCAGACUGGCGUUUCUCUCAGGCCCAGAGACCUGGAACCAGUGGCUCUCAGAAUGGAGAAGAAGGUGGAGCUUGGCCAAACAACCAGUUUGAUACGGAAAUGCUUCAAGCCAUGAUCCUGGCAUCAGCAAAUGAAGCAGCUGAUGGGAACUCUACUCUGGGAGGAGGAGCCGGCACUAUGGGCCUCAGCACCAGGUAUGGCCCCCAGUUCACACUGCAGCACGUCCCUGACUACAGGCAAAAUGUGUACAUCCCCGGCAGCACUGCCACCCUCUCCAACUCCUCAGGUAAACGAGAUGGGAAGAGCUCAGGCUCUUCAGGUGGAAACAAGAAGAAGUCUGGGAAGAAGGAGAAGAAGUAGAAUUGGCAGACCAUCAGCAGCUUAGACCUACAGGGCAGACCCCUCCAGCACUCCCCCAAAUCACAGCCUAGGAUAGAGGAUGAAUGUGAAUUUUGUGAUGAAAAAGCAGGAAACACUAUGAAUGUAUGUCAUCAUCAGAGCUAGGAGUAGGGGCUCCUACUAUUAGUCCUCAUGAUGAAAAAUAAUUGGAAACAAAACAAAACAAAAAAACAAGUGCCCUGUUAAUACUAACUAAUAUUUUAUACUAUCACUUGGGUAAUUUAAUGUGCAAGGAUGUAAAAUCUUUUAAACAUGUCUUUGGAUUUGGUUUGCUCCAGAAUGGUCCAAGAAAGCCAUGAGGCUUGUUCUUGGCUUUGCCCAGUGUAAAUAAUUGUAACAUGGAUUUUUUUUUUAUUUAUAUACUUUAGAUCAUUUUCAAAAAAAAAAAGUUCCCCAAAUUAGAACCCAUGUUCCAGAUUUUGAUAUUUAAUUUUCCAUUAGUGAAUCUGACCCUGAGGAACCUUGAAAUGGAUUCCUAGUUACGAAGUUGGUAGGGAGUGCUUCAGUUCCUGUUUACCUGUUGUCCUAAAAGAAAUAAGUGUUUACACUGCAUGAGCCGAUGGGAAUAAGGCUAAGAUGCAUUUUAAACAUUAAUUUUUUUUAAGUGUGACCAGUGAUGGCCUGAAAUAUGAAACAAAAAUCAUGAUGUCUGAGAGACAGGGAAUGCAUUCAAUCUGCAGUGGAAAAGAUCUAAGUGCACAGCAUGCCACUAGCAUUAUUGAGCUAUACAAAACCUGUCCAUAUUGAUUUAGAGGCCUCUAAAGAACAAAUUCAUCUCCUCAAUUCUUUGCAGUAAAUAUUUAUAUGUACAGUUAAUGUUUUCCUGGAACUCAAGUUAAGAAAGUCUAAGUCACCUGCUGUGAGAACAAGGAGCUGCAGCUCCUUAAAGCAAUGAAAGGCUAAGCUAAGCAAGGAAUGAUAUUAUCAGAGAAUAAACUCUGAUCUAUUUGUAUGGAAUAGAGACUGAAUGCUUCACAUUUCUGCACAUUGAACUGCAUGCAAAAUACUCACCUCACAUCUACAGUAGGACAGCGAACUCUUCCAGAUCUAGGGAAGUCAUCAUUGCAUGCAUGUACAGCAUGGUGUAAAUACACUGUGAGAUAAGUGAGUCUCAGUGCUGGCCAAGCAGUGUCUCUCUGGGAGUGGGGUUCAGUAAUAAGUGGCACAAUGUGUUAUAAAGAGUCAUUGCUCUGGCCAAGAGCAGUGAUGAGAUUUGCACAUUCCAUGUCUAUGCAGAGCAGCCAAGGACAGCCUUUGUUCAUUAGCCUUCAGAACUGGAUACUCAGUAACUGACAGUUGAUUUGAUGGGACCAAGGGACCAUACUCACAAAUAAGGGAUCCAAGAACUGGAGCUGAGCACAUGCCACUGACUGCAAAGCCAGUGGGCCUGAGAGCUGCUCUGGAGAUGCUCACAGGAGGGCCCAGGUCAGUCAGGUGACCAAGAGGAAGGAUACUGCCAGACCACACGCUCAUUCCAGUCCAAACUGUAGCUGUACACAAGCUAUUAGAUGUGACUCAAAAUCCACUGGAUUUAGUCAGAAAUAUGGACAAGACUUUGCCUUGUUUUUGGUACCACUGGUAUUGGGAUUUUUACCACAUUGAUAGAAUAGGAUUGUCAGGAAGAAGGGUCUCUCCACUAUGUGCCCUUUGUAACUAUGUACUCUGCUCACUGUUGGUCCAGACACAGCAAAGAGAGAGCGUGCAGUGUGCCCUUAGCAUCAAGUCAGCUUGGCAUCGAGUCUCCACAAGCACCUACUCAGUGAGGAAGGCUGUAUUGAACCCUUAAGCCCCUCUUUAGCUAGAGAAGUGGGAUGCCCUUUACACUGGGCCAGCUUCCUAUAUCAAAGUAAGUGGAACAGACCUGGGAAGGCAAAGGCAAAGAUACAGGGAUAGCUAUGCCAGGAUUGUUUUAAUUUGUAAUGAAUAACUCAUCUGAGAAGAUCCAGCCUUCUGUGAUCACUCAGACUAAACUUUCUCCAAGCAGCCAGGGUGCUUGCCUGGCCUGAUGCAGCACAGCGUCCGGCAGUAUUCACCAGAGCAUUGUGCACUAACUGAUGCCUCGUUAGCCAAUUGCUAUCUCCUUGUGUCUAGAGAAACAGGACUUGUCUAUGCGAAGAACUUGUCUGUGUAUGAUUUUUGUACUGAUCCCAGUCACCCUCUACGGUGGCUGCACUAGAAACAGUUUACACAGUUAGUAAGGCUUAUACAAACUAAUGUAGUUAUUAUGUGACCCUUCUAGAAGUACUGUAGAUGAAUUGUAGUGUUUAUAUUUCCUUUUAAUCAGCAAUCUGAGUUAGUGUAGAGAGUGUUUUGUACUAGUGGUGUGUUACUUUUAUCUCAGUAAAUAACUUGUGGACAUCAGUAUUUUCAAUUUCUCUUUAUCUUCUUUCUGUGUGAUCUGUGCUCUAAGUGUAUGUGAAAUGAAACACACUCGUCCUUUCAAUGUGUCUAAUAUUGAAUUAUACUUAUAUAUUAUAUAAAUGCUUAUAUCCUCUUAUAUCCAUAUAGACCAAUGUUCAAUGUGCUACACGCAAGUUUUAUACUCUAAUAUUUAUAUUGCUUUUUUUCUUUGGGAAAAAAUAAUAAAAUGGUUUCUUCUGAA